GAGAAAAUGCAUACUCAGCGACAGCCAUACAUGUGCAGGCUUUCAUUCAUAGCAUACAGAGCGCGUGCGUUUUAAAACAUGCAGCCAUUAACCGUAGCUUAUCUGAACGCUAAGCGCCCAGUAAGCACUUUCAUGAGGAACCGCGUACUCCUUUGCAAAGCAGCUCGCACGGACUCGCCCAAAAGCGAAAGUGAAAGAGAACGUGACGUUUGGACUGAAACGCGUACAAAUGUCGCACCUCUCUGUUAGUCGCUGUUAUUUCACACACAUCGAUGAGGAUUUAGACCACCCUUCGGCGUUACCCCGGAGUUCUCCGUGACAAAUGGACAUGCAUGCGCUCGUUAACUUCAUUUUCAUAACGGCGGCAUGUGCGCACAUUGCCAGAGCAAGCGAUGGCUGCGGAAAACCAGAAGUUGGAGAAAACACAGUACCUGUGACAGAAUUAUCACAUAACCUCGGUGCCCGUGUUCGCAUUCAGUGUGUAGAGGGCUACUUAAGGAAAGCAGGAACGUCCAACCUGAUUCGAUGCGUUAUGCAACCAAAUGGCAGUGCAGCCUGGCACUCUGAUCUUCCUCUCAAGUGUAUACGUGAUCCCAGAAUUACACAUGCGACCACAAGUGAUCCCAAAAUUGUGACCACGACUGAUCCUCCACACGUGACCACAACAGAAACCCAGAGUCCUCGUCAACAGUUCACAUUAUGCACCACAGAAACAACAGCAAAAAAGCGCCUCACUCUUCAAGGCACAAAUUCACCAAACACAGCAGCAGGGCACAUAGCUUUGACAACAACAAAUGAAGUUGUCGCAACCAAAACGAGAAGAACCACCACCCAGCCAACUUUGAUGAGCACAACAAAAGAGACAGAGUCUAUUACAACCAAUGAGACAACAAGCAACUACACAAGCAGAGAAUACAUGACAACAACGUCGUCACAUACCCUGUCAGGCUCUUUCACUACAACAACAGGAACAAAUGCAGUGGCAGCCUUAUCUCAUGGUUUUACACCAACAGUAAGUGGAGUUACAGUCACAGUUCUCAUUAUCCUGGUGACAGCAGUACUCAUUUGCUUGUGGUUAAGGUGGAGGAAUCAUAGAAACCAGAACGUAUAUAACUCCACACCAGAUCCCUCCGCUUCCUACAUACCUGUAUCAGUCAUUGGAUCUGAACUCAGUUCGGCUCAAUCAAACAGGACAGCUGAAAACGCCACAGAGGGCUCCGUCGUUUACAAAAAUCCAGGCACCCCCCAAGAAGUGGACGCUUGCGACAAGCUCCUCCCGCAAACGGACACCUGAUGAAAAAAAAAAUCAAAAAUGUUCAGAUUACAUUUCUGGAAAUCGGAUUAAUGUCAGAACCCGCUUGACUGGAUUAAGCCAUUCGUCCAAGCCGUGUUUAAUGUAAAUACUGUAGAGAACAAGGUUUGGCUGUUUUGAAGUGGAAGUCGAGCAGAAAUGAACUGCUCGAUAAACUGCUAGAUACUUCUUUGAAUCGAGAAUAGUGGAGACAGUAAUAUAAAGCCACUACCUCAUAGGAAAGUAAUGAUACAUAAUAACCCAGAACAGAUAAUCCAGUAAAAAUACUGUAGGUAAUAAUCCAAGGGCAACACUGACAUAUUGCAAGACAACGUCUUUAUGCACACAAUGCAUAUUCCGUUAAACAAAGAGCAUCAUGGGACAUAAAAAUCAAAUCUGAACAGUUAUGAUACUUAGAUCAGAGUCCAGUCACCACCAUAAAUGCACAUAUACCACAAUACACCACCAUAAAUGCACAUAUUUGACAACAUCCAUCUAAUGUACCUCAUCUCACUCUUUUAAUGUUAUCAUAAAACGAAUAAAGUGUUUAUAUCGUUUUUAAUACAUUUUUUUAUGUAUAUUGUUCAAUGAGCAAACAAAACGAGGAACUUUUA
Molecule: messenger RNA, 1905 nt
Organism: Puntigrus tetrazona (Sumatra barb)
Lineage: Eukaryota; Metazoa; Chordata; Actinopteri; Cypriniformes; Cyprinidae
Gene: il15ra
Product: interleukin 15 receptor subunit alpha
Exons: 10
Coding region: 323-1294 (323 amino acids)
Biological process (GO): interleukin-15-mediated signaling pathway
Cellular component (GO): plasma membrane
Molecular function (GO): interleukin-15 receptor activity
Source: RefSeq, a predicted model, not a curated record